AAAGAAAAAACACAACUACUUCCGGGUCGGGCUUUGAGUUCUUAAGGUAGUCUGAACGAGUGACGGAGAAAAGUGAAAUUUUUAGUCUGAGGGUCUCUCAACGGUCACACUUGUGAUUACGUCACGCUUUCAAUGUGUCGUCACCUGCACAGACACGUUCCUGAGAACGACACAGGACCAGGAUCUGAACUCAGGACCAGGAUCUGAACUCAGGACCAGGAUCUGAACUCAGGACCUCCAGGUGUCGCAGUGUCACAUUCACACUGUGAAGAUGAAUCUGUGCGACGCUCAGUCAGAAGUGAAGCUGCUGCUGAGCAAAGUGAAGCCGUCUGAACUCCACAAACUCUUCAACUGGAUCAGAACCUCAGACGAGCUGGACGAGCUGCUGUCAGACAACAGGAAGGUGAUUCUACGUCACAUCUCAGCCGAGCUGAGGGCAGCGCUGCCUCUGGACGCCAUGUUACCCUCUGAGAGUACUGCGUACUGUAAGAUGCAGCAGCGCUCGCGGCCCACUGUUCACGUGGACAGCUUCUUGUACAAUGAAGAUCAGGUGGACUCUCUGUGUGAGGAGGGAAUCUUUAGUCGGUCCUACUGUCUCACCUGUGGAUCCUACAAAACAGCACCUUUGGACUUCAUCUCUCACUCGUUCUCCAUCUCAGAGCUUCAGUUCCUGUUUGAGAACGUUCUCCCAGACCUCAGCGGUCGGCUGCUGGUGGACGUGGGCUCCAGACUGGGAGCUGUCCUGUACGGGGCUCAUGUGUUCAGCUCGGCCUCUCAGCUCGUCGGAGUCGAGCUCAGUGAAGAGUUUGUCAAACUGCAGAAUGACAUCAUCAGGAAAUACCAGCUGACUGACCGGAUACAGGUUCUCCACUCUGAUGUGUGCCUGCAGGACGCUCUGCUGCAGAACGCAGAUGUUCUCAUCAUGAACAACGUAUUCGAGUUCUUCAUGGAACCAAGAGAACAAGUCAGGUGUGUGUGUGUGUUCAGGGCAUGGAGGUUCAUCAUGGAGAACUUCAGGAAGAAAGGAUCUCUGCUGGUCACAAUCCCCAGUCUUCAGGAGAGUCUGAGCACUAUUCAGCAGGAGGUGUUGCAGCCCAGCUGGGUGGAAGAACUUCCUGUGGAUUAUGAUGUUUACCUGGACAGAGACACAGACCCUGAUGCUCUCAGACAGAUCCAUCUGUACAGGGUCAUCUGACCUGAACCAGAAUGGUUUAAAGGUGGGCAGGGUUCUAAAGUCUGGACCAGUUCUGUUUCUGGACCAAGCAGCUCCUCAUGAGUCCUUCAGUCUGAACAUAAAGUCCGUCCUCAGUUCUUGGGAACUGGGUUCAAACUGAAUCAGGUGGAACCGUCCUCAUGAUGUUUGUGUGAAUCAGUUUCAGGUCUGAUUGAUGACCAUCCUCUAUUUCACCUCGACACAGGCCAGCUGUUAGCAUGUUAGCAUCAGUUUCAUCAGUUAGCUACACAACAGUUAAAGUCGGCUCUGUGUGACAACUAGUGAGCUGCAACCUGUUUUUAAUUUAAUGAUGAAAACUUUGUAAACACUGAUGUUAGCACAAGGCUAAUUCAGCACUGAAGAACUGCUGCAUUUGGCUCCUGGUUGCUGUGAUGCCACUCUGAUCAUGUUGUCAUGGAGAUGUGUUUAUGUAUCGAUCCUCCUUUCUGAAGAUGGAGCUGUGGAACCAAACGGAUCCUGACAGGUCCAGAUAGGUUUGACUUGUGUCAGUUUGUAAUAAAGAGCAGAAAAGAUAAAAGUGA
Acanthopagrus latus (yellowfin seabream) is the source of this 1755-nucleotide messenger RNA. RefSeq lists its product as uncharacterized. Gene Ontology annotation, molecular function: methyltransferase activity. Bases 272 to 1195 code for a protein of 307 amino acids. NCBI's taxonomy places the organism in Eukaryota, Metazoa, Chordata, Actinopteri, Spariformes, Sparidae. The record is from RefSeq and is a predicted model, not a curated record. The transcript has 9 exons.